UCCUUCAUGGUCCUGGGUAGGACCUUAAACUGCCCAAUUUAUGGGAUAGUCUUCGGACUAUCACGAGGUUUUGUCACCGCCUGACAAUGGUGAUAGGACUCGCUCUUCAGCCUUAUGGAAUGAGCAGGCUCGCGCGGCCUUUAAGAGCGCUAUUUGACUUACCUGCCCAAUCCACUGAGUUUUACUCAACUUUAUCCUACCCUAACACUUUUCCGACUCACGAUGUCACUAAUUCUUACAUCUUCACACCAAAUACUCCUCUUUCAAAAUCAUCACUUCCCUCACUCCGUCAACUUACUCAAGCCAAUAACUCACACUCCCUCGCAGCAACUCUAUGCAGGAAGGAGAGGCGGCCAUGUCAUAGUGUUUCAAGUUACCAAAGGGGCCCAGUUUUCACCACGACAUUCUCAUCUUUUCUAUCUCUGCAUUGCUGGCCUGCUCUUUCAUUUCUCUUGUGCUGUAUCUUCACUUCGUUAUAUACGACAGACCAAAGGGCAGUUAUACCACUACAGGAUGACCGACAUCAGUUGGACAUCUGCUGUCACAAUGGAUCUAGAGAAGUACAGACUUACUCCUCGUUUUCCCACUCCUGGCGCAUAGAUAUGGUGUCUCGAUGUGGCGAGGAUGAGGACAACCAAACUUGUGAGCUGAAAGACCACUUCGCUAAUUUACAAGGUCUUGUCCAAGGCAUCAGGUCUCAGCCUGACCCCUUCCUUCUGCUCUGGGAUCCGACUUUCAGUCCUUGCUACAGACCAGCGAACUGGUGCUCUAGGGUUACUUGUGCGAGUGUUGUCGUGUAGUAUCGUAGCAUUGCCCGCCGACCUGUGUUCAGACCCUUGAAGCGUCUAUCAUUUGGAUGAACCAUAUCUACAGGCUCACUGAUACCUAUAUGAGCUUCAGGGUAUCUGACUACACUAGUCCUUUGUAUAGGAGAUACCCUCUUGACCCGCUGGGAGGCUUGGUACUCGCAUAUCAAGUUCAAACGUGCACAGUCUCCACAGACGCCCUCAUAUCACACUUCUUCCUGCCUGUACAUGGUGCUUAAAAGAGACCCCUAGCUUUUGGUCCAGCUGGCCAUCUCGACGACUGCAUGCUAGGCAAGGACUGUGUGAGUUAAUUGCCAUGACUGCUUGGCCGCCGAGUUUUAGAGUUGCUCAUCAAACCUCUUGAUCAACUUAUCACAACUACGUUAAUCCAUUCAACCAUCGUUCUCUUCUCCCCUACAGUGGCGCGUCUGGCGAUGAGAUCGAUGCUACUUGGAACGAUGAGACUAUCGAGGUGAUAUAAUCAACCUUGAAGACGAUGAGGGUACCAACACUAUCAGACUCAAUUUUUUUGAGGCCUCAAAGGAUCCUGUCAUGUAUGGGAGUAUAAUCGGUGAUAGUGGAGCUGGCUGAAGGAUAUGGACAUGUAGUAAUGGUAAUUUUUCGGACUGGCUUUCAUGUUGAUCGGCUUUUCUGGUUGUCACAUUGCGCUAUGUGCUGAGGAGGAGGGCAAAACGUACACAUCAAGGUAGUGCUACCUUAUCCCUAGAUGGUAGGUAAACUACUGCUGAUGAUCAGGGGAUUAAUGAUGCUGCUUAUACCUUGCACAGGAACACUUGUUGGAUGAUUAAGAAGGGCAUUACUUCUAGGUCUUAGAUUAUGC
Molecule: messenger RNA, 1647 nt
Organism: Fusarium oxysporum Fo47
Lineage: Eukaryota; Fungi; Ascomycota; Sordariomycetes; Hypocreales; Nectriaceae
Exons: 1
Coding region: 87-800 (237 amino acids)
Source: RefSeq, a predicted model, not a curated record